AUGCUUGUUGUUGCAGAGAGUUCAAAUGGGAAUCUUCCCUAUGGGAUGAUCCUGACUUUGCUAUUUGAGCAUUUUAGUGUGAAUUUUAGUGAAGAGGUUGGCUUAAAAGUCACAAGGCAGGAGUUCUACACAGUUACAUCCCUGAAAAAGAUGGGAUUUGAGAUGCAUGAUGGUGUGUAUGUCCGAGCAUACAAUCCUCAUGUAGUCCAUGAUGAUUAUGAUGAUGAUGUUGCUGCUGCUGAUGAUGAGGAGGAGGAAGAGCCCAGAGACAAGCCAAUGACGCAACCACAUAGUUCAGCUCCUCCAGUCACCCUAGAUCAUAUAUGA
Linum trigynum is the source of this 327-nucleotide messenger RNA. NCBI's taxonomy places the organism in Eukaryota, Viridiplantae, Streptophyta, Magnoliopsida, Malpighiales, Linaceae. The record is from the annotation of a GenBank genome assembly.